AUGGAAAUAGACGACUCGGAAGGCAUAGUGAAUGCCUCUGGUAUGCCGCCUAGAGCCAGUGAGCCCGAGAUCUACCUCAAGUCCGGCCAAUUCGCCGAUCAAGGCUGGUCUCACGGUGACGACAGUGGACUUGACGAAGCCUACCUCGAUGCUCGGCGCACGCACGAUAUCAUCGAAAGAAGGAUAGGCAUUAUCUCCCCGCCACCCCUCUCCAGCCCGGACGUCUUCUUGCCACCCUUGGACACCACGCGGCUACUCCUGUCCCGACCGAGCAAAGGUCGUCGGUCGGCCGGCAAUAACGGAGCCGUCGCUGGUGGCGCCACCACUGCCACCACUACGUACCAGUGGUCCAACGGAGGCACUGCGGGAACCGGACCGUACCAGCAGCACCGGGUGACCACUACAACGACCACGACUACGCACCGGUCUACGACCACGGUCGAAGAGACGAGCGUCAGGGACCAGGUGCACCUGCUCAGGCUACCAGCACCACCACCCAAGGAAGAGAGGGAUACGGUCGAAAGGGAAGGCAAGCAGGAAGAGAGUGAACGCCAACAGCAGGCUCUCGGUGACCAGUCAGAAGACAGGGUGCACGAGGAGCACACGGUGGGCGAGGCCGACGGCCCCGAACUGAGCGACGCACCGCCGCCCGCCGCGUCGGUUCGGAGAAGACCCUCGGUGUCCUCGUCGCACCUGGAGGUCACCGAUGCCAAGGACCUCGCGCCAGGGUUCGACGAAGUCGGAGGCAAAGACCGCGCUGACGAAGGCGACGACGACUCUUCGGCGCAGCAGCGCGAUCAACAACAGCGCGAGCCCGGCGAAGCGUCGGCAGCAUUGUCGCCGGCAUCGGUCAGAGACCGGCGCAGCCGUAGUGACGGAGCGGCCACGGUCACGCUAAAGCUGCCCUCGCCCACGUCCGACGCCUCUCAGACGCGCACCUUCGGGUCUCAGAGAAGGCCCAGCCUGAGCGAGUCCCGUCGCAGGAGUGUCGCCACCGUGCCCGUAGCCGAGAGCAGCAGGCUCUCGGUGCCGACCUACCAGCCGAGGAAGCUGAGCUUCGCCGGCGGAACUCUCGGGUCUAAACGCGGCGACGAUGACAGUGGGGGCCAAAGAUUGAAAUCACGAGCACAGAGCGAAGAGGCACUCUCGCAAGAUAUCGAAGGGGAGAGCGAACGACUACCUCGGCGGAGGCCAAGUCGCGAAGCCGGUUCGCGCCGCUCGAGCAUCGCCGUGUCCGUAGAUCGCGCAGAAGCCAAACCGGAGGCUGAAGUAAAGGCGGAAGAGGGUGAAGCCGUGACGAAAGCCGAAGUACAAGCGGCGCAAGCAGUGCGGGACGACCACGCAGGAGGAGGCGGCGGUAGUAGUAGCGCGGAGGACGCGUCCUCGGACCAGGAAGCGCGUACCGGUCACGUUCAGGUGUCGCCUUCAGAGGCGGAGGUCGAUAGGGUCGCGUCCGAAGCCGAUAGGGAUCGCGACGAGCAGCAGGAGGAGGCAGCUAGGGUCGCGGACGGGUACAGCGGGCGCGAGGAGGUGGAACCGGAAGGCGAGUCGCGCGACUACUUCCACGAGGAAGGUCCGUACCGGUUGGAAGUGACCGAGGAAGAAGAAAACGAGGAAAGCGCGUUAGCACAGGGGACAGCAGUCGCGCCCGUAGGUAAGGCAGGCGACGUCAUCACCGCGCCGUCCAGCCAGCGCACGUGGAAGACGACCGGUGCUGGCGACCGAGCAUCCAGAAGGAGUAAGUACCCCAGCAGCGUAGGACAACCCCAACUCCAGAAGCAACAACAAAAGCAGCAGCUGUCCACGCGGGCGCCUGCAGCGACCAGAGGUGGUGCCAGCGUCAACCAGCCCGUAGCCGGGGGUGUGAAGGCCGCAUCGAAGAGUGAAAUGAGCGCUCCAGAAAGAGUCACCGGAGGCAAGAGCCGGAAGCAGCCCAAGGGCAAAUCUUCGGGAGUCACGGUUCAAGUGGCCAAAGUGCGAUUGAUUCCGGGCAGGCCUGCGGCCGACGCCGGCACGGCUGAAGCCGAGGCGGAGGUGUCGGAGAUCAAAGAUUACGUGAGGAGAGGCAGCGAGCGGAUCCGAGAUGGCGUAGGUGAACGCGACGCCUCCAGGAGGGCGUCCAGGAAUGCGGUCAUCAACGUCGACACCGCCCGCACUGUGGUCGAGAGCUACAGGAAAAGCGAUGCCGCGGCAGCGGCGGCAGCCAAGAAGCCAAAGAGAGAGCGGACCUUCGACGUUGAAGUGUACGUGACAGAAUUGGGCGAGACCGGAACGCAGACGGGGGGAGGGUCUGAAGCGUCGGUCAAGGCUGCGAAAGAGCGGGGGUCUUCGUCCAAGGGUGGAGGUGGUGGUAGUGGCGCACGGCGCCGGUCUCGAAGCCACAAGUCGUUGAGCAAGAGUGACACUCGUGGUAGUCUGAUCGGUGAUAAAGGACACGUAAGGGGUGAUAAGGGAACAGACACUACGGACGCGGACGCGAGUAGCCUAGCCGAUAGUGCGGGUAUAGUUCAAGACGAUCCUUCUAUGAAAGACGACAGCGAAGCUGAACAGGAACGGUGUGAAAUCGAGUCCGGUCUACUAGACAAUGAACGACAAAUAACGCAUACAGGAAAUGGUGUUGACGAAAACAUUUCUGCGGAUGAUGAAGGUUCUGGUGACGAAACGAGCAUUGAGCACGCUUCUGUUCUGAACGAGGCUCUACACCCUGCUUUGGAUAGCGGCUUAGAUGGCGAUAAAAUCAAGCCUUCUGUAACGGAGCUUCAGGGUAUGGCGAAUACACCCAAGAUAGAGGAUAAUAUCGCAAGUACCGAACAGAGCGAAGCUCUCAACGAUGCUUGGCAGCCAUCGUCGUUAAGCGAUGAUGACAAAACUGGAUACAGCGAAAAAAGUGGCACUGGUGAGGAAGUAGGUGACAAUGUGUUGAACGACAACAACGCCUUAAGGACAGCUGCAGCCGACACUCAUGAUGUUGAAAUUAUUGAAUCAGAAGAGUCAACAUUCACAUUUGAUCGGAGGCAAACAGACGUCGUUGACAAUCAUGGCUAUGCGGCGUCGGAACCGGAUGAAUCUGAGAAGUGUAAUGGUCAUGGUGAAACCAGUACUCCAAAUCCGAAGGACAUGGACUCCAUGCUUGUGACUGAACGAAACGACAUCGACCAAAUUCAAAAUAAAUCAAAGGGCGUCGACGACGAAGAAACCAACAACCAUAGUUCAAGAAACACAGAAUUAUCGCUGGGUAUUGAAAGGGUCGACUCACCCGGAGUGAAACACAAAGAAGAAGACAUCCAGAGAAGGGAAAUAACUGAUGACAAGGGCGCUGUCGCGAUUGAGGAGGAAAAUGCACUCACAGGCGAAGAAACUACGGUCGACGAGCAUCAAUCUACUCCUUCGAAAAGUGGACGCCAUCUACAGCAAAGCGGUAACGGAGAAGAUGAAAGCGGGAAUGACGACAGCAACGAUACCGACGCUCCCGAAAAAUGUACAGCAGAUAAGAACUACGUGGAGGCGUUAGAAAACCAUGAUAAUGUUGAUGAUCAGGCUGAGAAUGAAGGUGGCACUAGUUCAAGAGUAAACAACAAAGUAGAAGGAACAACGAAAGUGGACACCGAGAGAAACGUGUCUGAGGUUGGUACUCGACCAGGAACAGCUGCAUCAGGAGACGAACGAAACGACUUUCGGAGUGAUAAAAGCCAUUACGAGCAUACAGCCGACGGUGAUUCAGGACUUCCUGGCAGCCACGCCAAUCUUGAAGAUGGAAAAAAUAGCGGGAGUUAUGUGCAAGCAGAAGCUAAAAGUGCGAUUGGUAAUAAAGGUGCACAAGUCGCCGAAAGUAUUGAUCAAAGGGAUGAUGCGGCAGCAAACUCGGACGAACGGUCUCUUAAUGAGACAGACAUCGCUAACAUCACCAGUGAUACUGAAGGAAAGGAGAGCGGAGAUACGCAUAAUGGACAAAGGGAAGUCAGUGUAUUAUCGGAACCUGAUGGAAAGGUGCCAAAUGAAGAACAGAAUCUUCACGUUGAGUCGAACGAAUCUGAUACGCUUUCAACAGAAGACAAGGAAGACGCGUUUGGAAGUGAGCUUGUUGCUGGAAAACCAGCAAUUGGAGCAUCCUCAGUCGCUAGAGGAGACGUGGAAACGAACGAUGAAAUUACACAAGAGGCAACAAAAUACGAGCCUACGGCUCUUACGAAUCAAAUCAGAAGAACGGAUGACCAAAAAAACGACGUCGGUGAAGCUACGGAUGAAACUUCUCCUUCGGUGGAAGGAGCAGAUAAUGCAAAGGAUGAGGUCGCACACGAGGAGUCAAGAGCCGAACCUUUUACAAACGGCAAAGGCUUAGAAGACGAGGCUAAAAAUGAUAGCAACGAACAUAGUCAAGAUGGAAGCUCGUUUGCAGAAAAAAAGGGAACAGAUGAGCAGGACAGCAAUGUUGUGCCGGAUGCAGUUGAACAUAACGAGGUGUCUAAAUGUAAAGCGGUAGUGGAAAACGUUAAUAGCAAUAUCGUGUCUGAGGAGUCUGCUAGCAACGAUAAUUCCGUAAAAAGUCUUGACGAAGAAGCACAGACAACCAAUACAUAUAUAGACGCUCCAGAAAGAGAUGUUAGUGAUGACCAUGAAGGAGAGGUCAUUGAGCAUGAACCAACCAGCAACAGCAACAAAUGUGCGGGAGACAGUGCACAAGAUACGGUGGACAGCCACGAUGAAACAGCCUCAGAGACAUUAAAUUCUGCGAGUGAUCCCCAGGAAGCAUCGGCUACAGAAGGGAAGGCUUAUGAGAAACACAGGCGUGGCAGCGAGGACCCUGCCUCUUCAGAUUCAGUAGAGAUAGCUGACGCUGGAGAAGGUGAUGCGGACCCAAUCCUUGCUACCAACGAAGAAAAAGGCGAUGAAGAGGUACAAGGUGCAACGCACCUUGACGAGAAAGACCUCGACAAUGAAGAUAGUGAUUUAAUGGAGCCUCAUCAUCUGAGGGAUGAAUGUCUUGGUGCAGAAGGAACAGCGGUACCAGACCAGGAGCAGCAGGCGAGUGAGGCCGAAGAUGAGCCGGCGGUGGAUCUGAUUGCCGAGAAAGGGGAACGUGACGACGAAAACAAGUCUGGUGAUGUCGAACAAAACGUCUCACAAGAAAUAGCAGCAGAGAGCGCAAGGACGAAGUAUAUUGCAGAUCAAGCUAAUCAGACUGAGAGUGCCGGUGAACAAGACGAAGUAACGAAACAUGCCAAUGAACAUAACAGCACGGAGCGAAUGAAAGAUUCCGAAACGAGUGCUGAACAAGGGAAACUGGCAAUUGCUACAAACGGGCAGGAAGACAACGAGCCCGAGGUGCAUGCCGAAGAAGAUGGCGUAAGAUCUGCACAGACACAAGAUAUUGCCGAAGAAAUGGAGUCACCCGCUGCAGCUACGGACCGCGCUUCACCAACCACCGACGUGGACACGUCCCGUGCCGAAGACGACAGUGCGUUCGCCGAUGGUACAUGCACCAGCACUCCUUCGCCUGCCACGAGCAGGGCCGAGUUGACGUCACCGAAGGACCUCCUCCGAGAGGGCGAGAACAUCGACGAAGGCAUCCUAGCGGACGAGCCGCCCACGACCACGGUCUCCGAGAAAGACCCCGACGAAGACGGAGAAGGCGACGGCGUUGUCGACGCGACUUCUUCGAGCAGCGGCCGCGGUAGCCGCGCCACCGUUACCGAAGUACCGCUACCCGUCACGCAGAAACCGCAAAUCCGUGGUAUUCAACAGCCCCUCUCCAGGGCUUCGAGGAACGCGGAAGCUGCGAAAGCGCCAAAAAUCAGGGCUCCCAAGGGCGUCAGCGUGCUGCCGUCGAAGUUCAAGCCGACGAUGAGACGACAUGACCGAAAGGAGCAUCCCGCGAUCGGCGGGACCGGAGGCGUGCGGAGAGUGCGAUCCGACGGCGAGAACAUCGACCAGGCGCCCGUGGUUGCAUCCGGAACUGCGCUGACGACGCCCGAACAGCAUCUGGACAAUGCUGGCAGGCUGCUUGGCAGGCAUAGCCACAGUGUAAACAUGGAGGAGCAAGGACUCGUUGAGAUCGCAAGGCUACAAAAAAAGCUGGAUGCUCUGCGGGAGGAACGACUCGCCUGCGAAGCCAAGAGAGAAGACCUGCUGCGACGAGCAAAGUUUCUCCAGGGCAAAGCUACGUCCACACGAGACCAAGCCCGCGACAUGUGGCGGCGUCGCUACGCCGAGGAGAAGAAGAUCACGCCCAAGCUGGAGGAAGAGAGCGCCCGCUGGAGGCUCGAGUUGGAGCGACUGCACCGGGAGCUGCUCGCCAGGGUCGAAGGAGAGCUGCGCCUGACGGGAUACCCGCGCUUCGAGCAACCCUCGAACAAGCUGAGCUACAAAAUAAUGAUCGCCAAAGUUCUACAAGAGAUUGAAGACCUGAAGCGACGUCUGGAAUACACCCGAAUCUCGCUCGGGGCGGAAGUCAGGCUACGAACGCAUGCCGAGCGGGAGGUGAAGAACCUGCGGGAGGACCUGCUGAAGAAGAAGAUCCAAGUCACCCUUACGAAGAAAGAAACUCAGUCCGUCAUGGCGCCGUUUCUUAGAGACUCGUUCUAUUUCGUCGGUCCCAUUUAGAGAAAGAGAGCGAAAUCAGAUCCACCAUUCUUUGAAGUAUAUAACAGGAUCUAGGAGAUUGAAAAAAAAAAACAGACAGAGGACGACUAGAUGAAAAGGAUAUAAGCUACUGUAAGAAAGCGAGUUAUAGCUAGAACGACUCGCUAUAUCACCGCACAUUCUAUUCCGACUAUCUCUCUUUUUCUAUUCCUAAUAUAUUCUGUUCUAGUCUGCCGAGCAAUCUCUUCAUAAGUUGAAUUUUUUAAGUUAAAAUUAUGAAAAAAUUACAUCCAGCUGAUCUAUAUGACAUGAUGCCUAAAGAAUCAUAUAUUGUUUCGGUCCCAUGCUGUGUCUCGUCUGUAGAAAAAAAAAGACAAAAAAGCAAGUCUUCACAAUGGUUGGAGCUGCGACCUUGCGCUAUAUUCAAAGGCCAAACUCCCACGAAACCAAGAACAGAGUUCACAACAGCGUGUUGUGCAACGAGACGUAGAAGUCUUUUGGAAGCAGCAUCGUUUGCGACCUAUUUACUAGCGUCGCGAGAUCGGUGUGCUCGGUAUAGCCUGGAAGGCAUCGCUUGUUGAGACGUUUACAGUUUCAAUGUCUGUUAUUGCACAUAGGAACAUAAACUUCGUAAAUAAAACCCUAACACCGAGAAUACAAUCCACGAAAUUCGAGUCUGCUUUAGAGUCAGCAAAGCAUAGGCAAGUCAUCUCGACGCACUUUGAUGUUGUUUUUUUAGUUGUGCACAUAAACGCUCUAGCUCAUACCUGAAAGACGACGACUGAUAUGCGCUGAGAGCCUUAGAGUUCAAUACAAGAAUCACAUUCGAAACUACAGCUCAUUGGCCGUUCAUAUCUGAAAGAAAACAUUGCCAGCUGGUCGUGCCUAGUCGAGUGCAAGUGCUCCUGAUCAGUUCAUGGUUGUUCAAGGUCUUUUUUUUUUGCUCUGCUGUUAAUAAUGUUAUGUCCAUUGAAAAAUAAAGCUUCUUUGUGUUUGUAUAGAAAAGCCUCUUUGGCUGUAUACUUACAUAAAAGCCUCUCAGUUUUUCACAGGAGGUUCAGGUUUAUAUUCUAGACUAGCAGACACAAACACCUAUUUGCAUUAGAAAAGGUACCACCCUAAGAACAUAGGAGAGCUUGACGUAAAAGUAGUUGGUGAGCAUGGUCAGCUGGCAAUGAAAAGUUUUGACGUGGUAACGUUAAAGAGCUAGUUUCACAGAUAUUUCGGUGUCGCUGGCAGCUCCGUUGGUUGUGAGC
Molecule: messenger RNA, 7835 nt
Organism: Rhipicephalus microplus (southern cattle tick)
Lineage: Eukaryota; Metazoa; Arthropoda; Arachnida; Ixodida; Ixodidae
Source: RefSeq, a predicted model, not a curated record